AUGCCCAAGAUCCUAGCGCGCGACCCAGCGUGGCUGUCCUCGAAAUUGUUCAAGGCUGAGGAAGAAUCAAGAUCAAGGCAGAUUCAGGACGUCGUAUAUGAUGGACCGCUGCGGAAGAUUGUGCAUCGAGGCUCGGAGGUUAUUGUUGCAGUGGGCAAUGAGCUGCGCUGGAGCGGUUUGGGCGAUUUGAAGGUCGCUGGUGAAGAGGCCGACAGGAGGUAUCGCGGCGGGAACGAGCAAGAGGAGGGUGAGAAGACGUACAAAAUCCUUAAAACACCCGUAGCCCGCCCAAUCACCCAACUCUGCCUCUCCCCAGCUGGCGACUACCUGGCCGUUCUCACCUCGCACACGAUACACAUCUGCGUCUUGCCGACUUACUCGUCCCUACAAUCUGAGGAUAACUCACCGCUCCGCCUCCGAGCCUUCCAGCUCGGCCCUACAGCGCACGUUCUCGAGCAAUCACCGCUUGUAUGCGCGCUCUGGCACCCCCUGGCAGCCAACGGCGAAUGUCUCGUCACUGUCACUCAAGAUGCGUGCAUUCGCCUCUGGGAGCUCGAUACCUCCAGUCGCUCGACUUUCUUCGAGCCGACGGUUGCCAUCGAUCUCAAGAAGCUGGCCAAUGCGACUUCGAACCAAGCAGAUUUCAGCACGAGCAAGUAUGGCACCAACAAGGGUUUCUCGCCGGAUGAUGUCGAGAUGGUUGUUGCAGCGGCUUGCUUUGGUGGGCAGGGGUUGCCUGACGAGCAUGGCUGGGCUAGCAUGACACUCUGGGUUGCCAUGACUGAGGGAGAUGUGUAUGCGCUGUGCCCGCUUUUGCCUGCUAGGUGGAGGGCUACGGAGACGAUGCUGCCGAGUCUGAGCACGAGUGUGAUGGAAAAGGUGCGGGCGACGACGAGGGAUGCGGACAUUUCAGAGGGCGAGAAAAGAGUUGUGGAGCAGCAGCGGAAGUGGCUGGCGGAUGUCGAUGCGCAGGAUCCGCUGCUGAUACCUUCUCACUUUGAAGGCUGGCGCGAGACUGCGGAGGUCUAUAAUCGACCUACUGGACUGAGUGCUGUGCCAAAGCUGCAAGGACCAUUCCAGCUGGCGCCAGAGCCGGACUUCGGAGAGAUCACGGACAUUCAUGUCAUUGCGCCCAAGGUGGACAGCGACGCACUAUAUGCCGGCGAUGGGGAGGACGAUGUUGAUGCAGACGAAGGGCUGAGCGUGGGAAUUGUCUGUCUGGCAACGAGCACCAACGAGAUCCAUGUCUGUCUGGACCUUGAAGGUGUGGAGGCAGAAUGGCUGCCCACAAAACGCUCAAGAGCCUAUGCGCUGGACGAAGUCGAGGAUGCCAGGGAGCUUCUGCUUUUCGAGACCAUCGACCUCGCGCAACAGGGCGACGACCACGAAGACAACGGGUUCCCGACCUUCACUAUCUCGCCCGUCGAUCGAUAUCAGCUGUUCGUCACCCAUCCCACUGGAGUCAGCGGCCUAGAUUUCGGACCAUGGGUCGGUAUGCUCGAGGAUGAAUUGUCCAGCCCCUCGGACAGCGGCGCAGGCUUCCGACUUGACAUCGUGCUGGACUCAACACACACCCUCGUCGACCAGCCAAUCUACAUCCCGACGUCUUCGGAUUCUAACAACAGCAGCGCCAUCAACACAGCCAUCUCUCUUUCCUCUCCCGCCCUCAGCGGCCUCUUCCUCCUCACCCUCGCCAACCAAACCCCCUACUCCGCCAUCCUCGACAUCCUCCAACCCAACCAAAACCCCUUCGAACCGGACUCCCCCUCCGCUCCUCUCGCCGCCCCAAGCCCCCGCGCCCCCUACCGCCCACCCCAAGACUUCGACACCCUCUCCUCCUUACCCCAACUCAUCAAAUCCGCCACAGACUCCUCCCGCCUCGGCUCUGGAGGCCUAGCUGCGCCGCUGAAAGUGAGUCCAGCGACCGUCCAGCUCAUGACAGACGCCCAUCGCGUUCUGAGCAACGAGACCCACCGCCUCGGCAUCGCAGCCGCCGACCUCUUCCGCCGCUGCGAGCGCAUGCGCGCGGAGUUGCGCGAGCAAGUGCGGAAAGUUGCCGAAGUCGCUGCAAGGGUCGACGCUGUCACUGGAGCCGACGAAGUCGAGCCUCCCUCCGAGAACGAUGAGCGAGACGCCGACGAUGAAGAGCGCGAUCCCCUCAACGGCGCCGAGCGCAUCGAACUCCGCAUCCUCACCGCCCAAGACAAAACCCGUCAACUCAACUCCCGCGCCGACGCUAUACGCAAGAAGAUGUCCCGUCUCGCCGGCCAAGGACUAAGCGAGCGCGAGCGAGCCUGGGAGAAGGAAGUCGCGAGGGUGGAAGGGAGUCUUUUCGCUCCUCACCCUACUUCUCGUGACGGAAGCGAUGUCGUCGCUAACGGCGAUCGCGACGAGGAGGGGAAAGGGAGCACGCUGGCGGGACGGGUUGAGGCUGUGACGCAGAUGCAGGCCCGUCUUGUUCGAGAGGCUGACGAGGCUUCCUCGGCGACCGAGGCGAGAGGGCAGGGGGGGAGUGGGGACGCGAGGGGAGGUGAUGGUGGUGGUGCGGGGACGGGGACAGGGGUGGGAGGGGAGUACAGACGGCAGAAAUUACAGCAGGUUAUGGCGUUGUUGGAGCGGGAGAGUGCGUUGGUUGAGGGGGUGCAGGAGAGGUUGAGGAGGUUGGAGAGGGGGUGA
Molecule: messenger RNA, 2676 nt
Organism: Saxophila tyrrhenica
Lineage: Eukaryota; Fungi; Ascomycota; Dothideomycetes; Mycosphaerellales; Extremaceae
Exons: 2
Coding region: 1-2676 (891 amino acids)
Biological process (GO): ribosomal large subunit export from nucleus; mRNA export from nucleus; protein import into nucleus
Cellular component (GO): nuclear pore
Molecular function (GO): protein binding; structural constituent of nuclear pore
Source: RefSeq, a predicted model, not a curated record